Hypomesus transpacificus is the source of this 1941-nucleotide messenger RNA. RefSeq names its product family with sequence similarity 49 member A (gene cyria). Gene Ontology annotation, biological process: regulation of actin filament polymerization. The transcript is spliced from 11 exons. The coding region runs from base 215 to 1258 and encodes 347 amino acids. Gene Ontology annotation, molecular function: small GTPase binding. NCBI's taxonomy places the organism in Eukaryota, Metazoa, Chordata, Actinopteri, Osmeriformes, Osmeridae. The record is from RefSeq and is a predicted model, not a curated record.
GUUUGUUUGGACUGGAGGGCGUCCCAGAGAGGAGAGAGAGAAGGUAGAAGGUUGUUGUUGUUGUUUCAUUUCCGUGUGCGCUUCGUGAGGGGACAGGAAACGGGAGCCUGUGGAUCUGCUGCGUGCUGUACUUGUGACCUUGCCGGGGAAGAGCGGGACCAGCACAUCCCCCCUCUUUUCUGUUUCUUCCUCUGUCUCUCACCCUCUCCCCUGGAUGUCCAUCUUUGUCUCUUCUCCUGCCGGCUGUGUUGACCUACAGACGGCAAUGGGGAUGCUAAACCAAAUGGGGAAUCUGUUAAAGGUGCUCACUUGCACUGAGCUUGAGCAGGGGCCAAACUUUUUCCUUGACUUUGAAAAUGCACAGCCGACAGACAGUGAGCGGGAGGUGUGGAACCAGGUGAACUCUGUCCUCCAGGACUCUGAGAGCAUCCUGUCAGGCCUGCAGGCCUACAAGGGAGCCGGCCAGGAGAUCAGAGAUGCCAUCCAGAACCCUAGUGACAUGGUCCUGCAGGAGAGGGCCUGGAACGCCGUCUGCCCCUUAGUCAUCCGCCUCAAGAAGUUCUACGGCUUCUCUAUCAGGCUAGAGAAGGCCCUGCAGAGCCUGCUGGAGUGUCUGACGUGCCCCCCCGCCUCCCCCACGCAGCACCUGGAGAGAGAGCAGGCCCUGGCCAAGCAGUUUGCAGAGAUCCUCCACUUCACGCUGCGCUUUGACGAAGUCAAGAUGCGAAUCCCUGCCAUCCAGAAUGACUUCAGCUACUACAGACGAACCAUCAGCAGGAACAGGAUCAACAACAUGAACUUGGAUAUUGAGAGCGAGGUGAAUAAUGAGAUGGCCAACAGAAUGUCUCUGUUCUACGCUGAGGCCACGCCCAUGCUGAAAACCCUGAGCACCGCAACCACAAACUUUGUUUCCGAGAAUAAGACCCUCCCACUGGAGAACACCACAGACUGUCUCAGUACCAUGGCCAGCGUCUGCAAGGUCAUGCUGGAGACACCUGACUACACCAGCAGGUUCAACAGCGAGGACACUCUGCUGUUCUGUAUGAGAGUGAUGGUGGGUGUUAUCAUCCUCUACGACCACGUUCAUCCCAACGGAGCCUUCAACAAGUCCUCCAAGAUUGAUAUGAAAGGAUGCAUAAAGGUCCUGAAAGAUCAGCCGGCGGACAAUGUGGAAGGUCUCCUCAAUGCCCUCAAGUUCACCACAAAACACCUGAACGAUGAGUCCACUCCGAAAAACAUCCGAACGAUGCUUCAGUAACGUUUCUUUUAUAUAUAAAUAAAGAAGAUGAAGAGGAUCAAUGUCCUGACCUCAAAAGAUGUAUAUGUUUACAUAAUUUAAAGACUUGAUGUUAAUACUUGUGUGUAUUUACAUAGUCAUUCCCUCCAAGUUACUGAAACAUAUAGAACAUGUACCUUUACCUUAUGACAAACGCAUGGCCUAGGCCAACGCUAUUCCCUGUUCAAGCACAGACUCUAGAUACCUUUCAGCCUUACAGACGAGGCAGGCAAGCUGCACUUGUAGAAACUUGUCUUUGUGAGGGGGGGGGGGUGGAGUAGGAGUGGACCAGGCCUGCUCAUCAACGGUUCUAUAUGAGCAGGAAUAUGCACACUUGAUUUGUCUCACCUGGUUUAUUGGAUGUGGGUGGGUUUCACACAGUUUAAGUGUUCCACUAGCCCAAAAUUCUAACAACCCUGUCCAUGUAGUGCACCCAGGAAGGUAAAUCAAGUGUACACAUUUUUGGUGGGAAAAAUGUUUAAUGGUUAUGAUGGUGACGUUCAGAUGAAGUGUGCUUGGUGAUGUCAGGACUAGUUGUGCUUUUUUGGGGAUCACAGAAAAGGGCAGUACGCACCACAAGAGAUGAACGAAUCAACCAAAUUAUGUUUUUAUUCACAAUGGAAUGGCAGAAAGUGGGAUGAUAAAUGUUUUUUUUGUUUAGUUUU